This is a messenger RNA of Belonocnema kinseyi, 941 nucleotides long. Its product is annotated as myotrophin. Gene Ontology annotation, molecular function: protein binding. Gene Ontology annotation, cellular component: nucleus; cytoplasm. The transcript has 3 exons. Lineage: Eukaryota; Metazoa; Arthropoda; Insecta; Hymenoptera; Cynipidae. Gene Ontology annotation, biological process: regulation of barbed-end actin filament capping. Bases 182 to 553 code for a protein of 123 amino acids. The record is from RefSeq and is a predicted model, not a curated record.
GUUGGUAUUUUAUCAGUCUGAUCGUAUCAGCUGCCACCAGCCAAAGAAUAUCUUUGCAUCAGUCCAUCACUUUCGGCAUAAUCAAAACUAAUGGAAGAAAAGCUCAAUAUUUUGACGAGAUAAAACGUUUAUUGUGCGUCUUUGUGUUUUAUCGAAAAGUUGCUUUUAACUAGAAAUCAAAAUGAAUGAACUUGUGUGGGGAAUUAAGAACGGUGACCUCGAUCAGGUCCGGGAUAUUGUAGAGAAUAAGGAUAUGGAUGUCAAUAAACUAAUCAAUGGAAGGACGUUACUACAUUAUGCUGCAGAUUAUGGCCAGAGUGAUGUCCUUAGGUACCUUUUAGAAAAAGGUGCCGAUGCAAAUGUGAGAGACAAGCAUGGAAUCACAACUCUUUUGGCAGCAAUAUGGGAAGGCCACACGAGUUGUGUGAAGCUUCUGUUGGAAAAAGGAGCGAGACCCAACGGAGUGACACCUGAUGGCACAAGUUACUUGGACGCGGCCGAAAAAGUCGAAAUUAAGGAGCUCCUUGAGUUUUACAAAACUAAAACUCUUUAAAAGUUACGAUUCUGUUGUUUAAAUAGGUACUUUAAUGUUCCUUAUAGGAUGCCGUAGCUUCGUUAUAAAUUCAGUGCAUUCUAUCAGACUUCUAUAUAUUUAUGUAACUUACAUAAGGGUACGAAGCUAUAAAGUAGGUUUAUAUCAGUAAUGAUAACAAUACAAGAAAAUAUUCACGCUUCGAGUAACGCGACCUAAAAAAUGUCCGCCUAGAAUCGCAAAUUUUCUCGCGAUACCUAUCGAUAAGUUCAACAUGUUUUUAGUUCUUUUACAACUAGAAUCUAAUGUUUUCCGACUCAUUUUUUAGAAAAAAAAGACACUCCUCGAUGUGUAAUUUACAUCCAAGAUGUCUAAGUUUUUGUUUUAUUAAUAUAUUUAGUACAAAAAA